AACCAACAGUUGGAGUGUUUGAAGAAGGAUACUCCCGAUGUGUAUGACACUCUCUGGGACCUCACCUGUCAUUAUCACACCUGUUUGCUCCAGAGUUCUCCUCCAGCGAAGACGAAGAGGAAGAUCAGCUUGAAGCAGUUUGCUGUUUACCUGUUUCCUAACUUGGAGGAUGAUUCCGAGGAGUCCAUACAUGAGUUAGGCGUUUUGACCCCUGCCGCUAUUAAUGAGCUGAUGGAGAAGAAUGAAACUCAUUCUUAUACCAUUGCUAGUGCCGAGGGGGCUUUUCCGGCCGGGACUAAGUUUCGAUCGUUCCUCUAUCAUGCCCAGAAGUCUAUCGAUCCUCGGUCUCUGUUAGCUGGCUACCUUGCUCUUUGGCUGAAGAAGUGUGUUGUUCCAUAUCAGUCUUCAGACGCUCUACCCCUCGAGGUGCUCUUCCCUGCGGUCCAGCUAGCUUAUGGGAGGGAGCUUUCUCUGCUUCCAGCGAUGGUUGCCAGCAUCCAUUGCGGGCUUAGGGGUGUAGUUCGUGUUCUUACCCAAGUGGGUUCUAAACCCUCGACUGAGCUUACCUGCCCGAAGGUUGAGCUGCCCUACGCUUAUUUGAUGGCGUGGUUCGUUCUUCACCGUCCGGACUUGAUGUCGGCGCCCAGCGCCGUUGAUGUUCCCGUUCCUUUCCUACAGCUGUUGGAGGAGAGUAGAUGGGUUGGGAAGAAAUUUGAAGAUGUACAAAAAGAACUUCGAGUUCGCAGGAACUGGGAGUUCUUCAAAUGCUUCCCUCGCUUUUCGGGACGUUAUGGCGAGGAGUUGACUGAUAUGGAGAAACCCCGAACUAACCGGACUGCUCUCGACGUCGGUUGUUUCCGCUGGUUGGUGAACAUCCGAGUCGGGUAUCUUGUUCUCCGGGUGAAGGACCGCUGCCACAUAGAGCCUUACCUUCCCUGCCGUUUCGCACGUCAGUUUGGCUAUGACCAACUAUACGUUGGGAAUCCGAGUCGUAGUUUGCGUGUUGAGGGAGGACUCGUUGACGGCGUACGGGCGUGGUUAUGGACCAUGGUUGGCUGCACCGGGGCUCAGUUUGCUCUUCCCUCCUAUAAACGCAAGCCGAUGAUUACCUUCCUCAGCUGUAAAUGGUUCCUCUCUGCCGAUGAAUCCAUAAGUGUGAGGAGUCUUUCGGAACUAGAAUCCGAUCACUUGGUUCAAUCUGCUAUGAUGGCUGCUCGCAGGGCUGAGCCUGCUCAGAGACAGAGGAAGAAGUCCACCGGAAUUCCCGAAGGGGAGUAUGCAGAUAUAGAUACCGACCAAGCAGAACUUGAUACAGGUGGGGUAGCCGACGACCAUGGGUCGCUCGCUUCCCGUCGUGCGAAAUCCAAGUUUGGUGGCCAAACUUCGCAUGACCGCCCCGUUGGUUCUAUGAGGGGUGAUCCUUCGAAAAGGAAAAAGAUUGCCCAUAAACCUCAUGUUGAUCAGCGCUCCCAUGGGGUAGAUUCAGGAGGCUUUGCCGACGGGGAGGAAGGGUUCUUCGAGGAGGGCGAGCUUCCACCAGGUCCGGUAUUCUCUGGGGCUGACAACAUGGACUGCUUCAUGCAGCAGGUGUGCGACGCCCUUCGUGAUGGCUCCCUGGGCAUUGAUCUGAACAUCGAUCUUGGGCAGGCAGAUGGUGUUGAUCCCACCGGUUCAUUUUCAGAUAUACCUACAUCCGGUGCUGCAGGUGUUGCGACAGAAGGGCCAGACGGGGAUGGGGCCUCCCCUAUUGCAGAUUUCGAAGAGCAGGGAUAUGUUCCUGCACCGGUCUUCCCGAGACCUGACUCUGGACUGUUAGCCGAUAUGUUAGCUGAACAAGCUCCCACCGGGACUGUGAGACCACUCUUUGAGAGUGAUUCAUCCACAGGCGCUGUACCUGAUUCUGCUAUAGCUUCGGGUGUUUUCCCGCCUUCGCCUAAUACGACUGACUUGCCCACGAGGGUUGAUAUACCUUCCAUGAGCAUUCCUGUCGUUACUUCGGAGCCUGUCGAACCCCAACCCGAGGGGAUUUCCGCCGGUAUAGGUUCUCGACCGUCUCUAUAUGAGCAGGUCCAUGCUCUCUUGGCCGAUACCAAUCCAGAUGGGGAUGUCUUCCGCACUGACCUCGGCUUCUUUACUGCCUUUUAUAACGGCGUGAUUGAUAAGCUUCUGCACAGAGGGUCUUCUUUUGAUCAGUUCAGGCGUUCCUUCUCCCGUCACAUGAUGAUGAUGAGGGAAGAGGGAUAUCCGGAUUUGGCCGAUUCCUUUACAGCUGAUUUCGCUGCCCUGGAGUCAGAGAUUCGAGAGCUGAGGGAGUUGAAGGCUGGUGGAGCUCCCUCUUUUGCAUCUUCUCAGGUGGAGGAUAGGUUGACGCAGUGGCAUGAACUGCGAUCUUCCGUUGGCAGCGAGCUUCGAUCACGUGAGCGCACUGUCGAGCAGCUGAUGGCCUCUCUGGCGAGGAAAGACACCAGCAGAGCUGAGUUAGUGAGCUCCUUAGAUUCCACUCGUGCAGAGAUAGCUAGACUGAAGGAGGCCUUGGAACGCGCCGAAGAAUCUGCCGCUACCAUUUCUGAGGAACUGGUUGGGUUGGAGCGUUCUCGUGAAUGGACACUCGACAGGCUGGGAUCAGUGCAGGAGGGGUUGAUGAAGCUACGACACGAAGCCGCAGAGGUUCUCAACAGUUCCGAAGAUUCUGUCCGAGCUAGCCUGCAGGCGGAGUUCGAGCAGGACUAUAUGGACAGGCUCUCUGGUUUAGAGUCUCAUAUUCUUAGCCGUCGGUUGCCUUCGGACUAACGAGCUUUUGUUGUAUGCUUUUGACUUGAUUUAUUAAUAGAAAAUCCGCAUUUGCUUCUUUUGU
This is a messenger RNA of Asparagus officinalis (garden asparagus), 2854 nucleotides long. RefSeq lists its product as uncharacterized. The record is from RefSeq and is a predicted model, not a curated record. The transcript has 5 exons. NCBI's taxonomy places the organism in Eukaryota, Viridiplantae, Streptophyta, Magnoliopsida, Asparagales, Asparagaceae. The coding region runs from base 232 to 2790 and encodes 852 amino acids.